AUGGACUCUAGUGAUACCGAUUUUCGGUAUAUGGCCACAAAUGAUUUGAUGAACGAACUUCAGAAGGAUGGAUUCACAUUGGAAGAACAGACUGAGAAAAAGGUGGUUCAAAAAGUAAUAAAACUGAUGGAUGAUGCAAAUGGUGAAGUGCAGAAUUUAGCAGUAAAAUGUCUUGCUCCGUUGGUUAAAAAAGUACGAGAAGCACAAUUGCAAGAAAUAGUGGAUCAAUUAUGUUUGUAUUCGACGCAACAAGGAAAAGAAGAAUUGCGUGAUAUUGCAGGAAUUGGGUUGAAAACUAUUAUUGUUGAAAUUCCAAGUAAUUCGCCAAGUGCAAACAAUGUACUACAAAGAUUGAUUCCAAGGUUGCUUUUACAAUUGGAAAAUCCAAAGGCAUCAUUCGAGGUUCAAAUGGAUACAUUGGAUAUCUUGAGUGAAUUAUUGGCUAGAUUUGGUACCAUUGUUGCAA
This is a messenger RNA of Entrophospora sp. SA101, 466 nucleotides long. NCBI's taxonomy places the organism in Eukaryota, Fungi, Glomeromycota, Glomeromycetes, Entrophosporales, Entrophosporaceae. The record is from the annotation of a GenBank genome assembly.